Molecule: messenger RNA, 3269 nt
Organism: Sardina pilchardus (European sardine)
Lineage: Eukaryota; Metazoa; Chordata; Actinopteri; Clupeiformes; Clupeidae
Product: prolyl 4-hydroxylase subunit alpha-2-like
Exons: 16
Coding region: 150-1787 (545 amino acids)
Biological process (GO): peptidyl-proline hydroxylation to 4-hydroxy-L-proline
Cellular component (GO): endoplasmic reticulum
Molecular function (GO): iron ion binding; protein binding; L-ascorbic acid binding
Source: RefSeq, a predicted model, not a curated record
GUCCCAGUUCGGUACGUGGCAGGGGGAAAAUUCAGUGAGCUUCUCGAAAUUUCAGAUCGGGGAAUUUGUAUCCUAGGUACUACUGCAUGCACAGAAUUCACAAGAAACAUUUGUUGCAGAGCCCAGGUUUUGUAUGAUACAGCCAAAAAAUGCAGUCGUGUUCCGCCAUCUUGGUUUUCGUCCUGUGUUGUCUUUGUCAGACGACUGAUGCUGAGGUGUUCACCUCCAUCGGGCAAAUGACAGACCUGAUCUUCACAGAGAGGGAGUUGGUCCAGUCCUUGAAAGAGUACAUCAAAGCGGAGGAGUCCAAACUUGCAGCUGUCAAAAGUUGGGCGAGUAAACUGGAUGCCCUGACGCGAGCCUCCACAUCCGACCCUGAGGGCUUUCUGUCUCACCCUGUGAAUGCCUACAAGCUAAUGAAGAGACUGAACACAGAGUGGUCUGCACUGGAGAGCCUAGUGCUUGAGGACCCCUCUGAUGGCUUCAUCUCCAAUAUUUCGGUGCACAGACAGUACUUCCCUGAUGAGGAGGACGAGAAGGGCGCGGCCAAAGCUCUGAUGCGUCUGCAGGACACGUACAAACUGGACUCGGAGAGUUUCUCCAAAGGCAAACUGCCUGGUGGGCGGUACAACACUCACCUGACGGUGGACGACUGCUACGACAUGGGCAAGACGGCGUACAACGAGGUGGACUACUACCACGCCGUGCUGUGGAUGCAGCAGGCCCUCAGGCAGGUGGACGCUGGCGAGGAGGCCGACGUGCCCAAGAGCGACAUCCUGGACUAUCUGAGCUACUCCGUGUACCAGAUGGGGGACCUGCCCCGAGCCAUCGAGCUCACCCGACGCCUGGUGUCCAUGGAUCCUGGCCACCAGAGGGCAGGCAGCAACCUGCGCUACUUUGAGAAGCUGCUGGCCAAGGAGCUGAGUGAGACGGCCGAGACGACUAAGGCGCCGGCCUCUGAGCAGCCCAUCCAGCUGGACACGUAUGAGCGUCCGCGUGACUACCUGCCCGAGAGAGAGAUCUAUGAGGGCCUGUGCAGGGGAGAGGGAGUUAAAAUGACGGAGAGGAAACGUAGCCGCCUGUUCUGCCGCUACCACGACGGGAACAGGAACCCCAGGCUGCUGUUCAAGCCCAUGCUGGAGGAGGAUGAGUGGGACAGCCCCCACAUCGUGCGGUACCUCAACGCGCUCUCCCACGAGGAGAUCGAGAAGAUCAAGGAAAUCGCCAAGCCCAGGCUGGCAAGGGCCACCGUGAGAGACCCCAAAACCGGCAUUCUGACCACGGCCAGUUACAGAGUAUCAAAAAGUGCUUGGCUAGAGGGAGAAGAGGACCCGGUCAUUGAACGUGUCAAUCAGAGAAUAGAGGACAUCACAGGCCUCACAGUGAAGACUGCAGAGUUGCUUCAGGUGGCUAACUAUGGCGUAGGAGGACAGUACGAACCUCACUUUGACUUCUCAAGACGCCCUUUUGACAGCAACCUCAAGAAAGAUGAGCCUGAUGCAUUCAAAACAUUAGGCACUGGAAAUCGUGUGGCUACAUUUUUAAAUUAUAUGACGGAUGUGGACGCGGGAGGCGCGACAGUGUUCCCUGACUUUGGUGCCGUCAUCUGGCCCCGGAAGGGAACGGCAGUGUUUUGGUAUAACCUGUUCCGAAGUGGUGAAGGAGACUAUCGAACCAGACAUGCGGCAUGCCCUGUAUUAGUGGGAAGCAAAUGGGUGUCAAACAAGUGGAUCCAUGAGAGGGGCCAGGAGUUCAGAAGACCAUGUGGCUUAUCAGAGGGCGACUGAGCUCAGAUGUUCACACACACACACACACACACACACACACACACACACAAUACAGACACACAUACACACAAGCACAAAUACACAUGCCGAUACACAGACUUUUCACCUUAAAUGCCUGUUAUAAAAUGCACCACUCCAGGCGCUUCUGGAUGUCGUCAGACCAGACCAGAGACAUCGUGGAGACAGACCCAUGGCAGCCCCAUACUAGGGUCACACCAAACCAACCCCAAACAUUAGCCAUAGAUUCUGCACCUGUGCAACAUGCAUUAUGCAAAUGUGUGUACAUCUAAAACAUAAACAAGAUGCUUGCUUACCUUUGCUUUUCACACUACUCUUGCUCUCCAUAGACAGUUUUGUAAUAUAGUUGCUACGUAACUUGGGUUAUUGAGGGCAUGUCUAAAAUGAACCUGCGAAUGGCACUGCUAUUUUCAGCCCCAGGCCGUUUGGCUAUGGAAGAAGGAAAGAGGCAGAGGCGAAAAGGGAGAAAUUUCAAUUAAGGUGAAACCACAUUAUCAGAUCUAGCCAUCCAGAACUAAAACGCUAACUACCAGGGUUAUAUAUCCAGAGAGGAAUGUCCGAUUAUAACACUACACUUCUUGACAACUGGUAGGCAAGCUGAACAGCCCAGCAGGUGCUCUUAAAACCCAACAUUUCUGGCGCAGGUAGAGCAUCCAGAAAUAUGCUGACAGACAUCCAGUGAUGCCCAACGUUUCAACUUGGUCCACAGAUGCAUAUGACUGUGGACACUGAAACUGUCUGGUGUCUGUUGGUUUGGUGUGUCCAGCCUUAAGGCCAGACAGUGACUGUGUUUACAUGCACUUCAGUAUCCCGGUUAUGGUCAGAUUGAAGUGUCCUGGGUUUUUGUUUGCGCGUAUAAACAUCAUAUUAUCCCGAUUUCAGAACCCCAGAUAAACCCAUGUCUCGGAUUUGAGAAAUUUGGCUGUGCUAGCUGGAGUACUACGGGAAAAAAACUGUUAUACUGCUCCCAGUAUCCCAGUUUCUCAUGCAAACUAGCGGGACUGUGCUAAUGGAAUUUUGUUGUUGGUUAAUAACCAGGUUUCUCUGUGUUCAUGUAAACAGCAUUAUCCUGAAUAUGAUAAAAAGAAAAAUGUGGAUGAACUGAAUGGGGAUGGGGAUACUGAAGUGCGUGUAAACUCAGUCACUAGUAGACUACGGUGAGGGCUUGGCUCCGCUGCAUUCCAGGUGUUGACCAAAAGAAGCUUGACUGCCAUCUGGGAACUGUGGCAUCAAGGAAUUCUUUUUCUAAAAUUGUUUUCAUUCAACUUUUUUUCUCUCUUAUUUUUCUAAAUCUUAACAAUUAUUCAAUCUUGUAAAUGAUUUUUACCAACAUGCUGCAUUCAUCAAACGAUGAAUCAACCCAUGUCAAGUGUUUUUAUUUAUACAUGCAUAAAUUAUUCUGCUGUUCAUUUGUGCUUUUGGUGAAAAGUAACAGUGCACACAAUAAACAGUCCUGACCUUGUU